GAGAAGCAGUACUUUCACUGUUUGGUACCAGUUUCUCCCCCUGCAAACAACAACAACAGCCGCGUUUUCCGUCUUAUUUAAAACAACAACAACACAUCACAUGUGCGUUGUUUGACAUGGGCAACAGUGAGGCCGAGAUGGAGGAGGAUGAAACCGAGUGGAGGAGCAGUUUCGUGGACUCUGCACCUCUCAGUCCCGCUGCUGCUUCUGGUCCGAGCCUGUAUAAGACAUCAGGUCCAACCUCUGCACACAGAGUCAUUCUGCAUUUUGACCUGGACUGCUUCUACGCUCAGGUGGAGAUGAUCAGAAACCCAGCGCUGAGAGAAGUGCCUUUAGGUAUCCAGCAGAAAUACAUCAUAGUCACCUGCAACUACGUGGCAAGAGAGCAGGGUCUCACCAAACUGAUGUCUGUGACUGACGCUAAGGAGAAAUGUCCUCAGCUUGUGCUGGUUAAAGGAGAAGACCUGACACACUACAGAGAGAUGUCGUAUAAAGUGACAGAGCUGCUGAUGUCUCACUGUCCGCUGGUCGAGAGGCUUGGAUUUGAUGAAAACUUCAUCGACAUCACAGAGAUGGUAGACAGAAGGCUGACGCAGACACCAGACUCGGACAACUUUUCAGUUAAAGGACAUAUCUACAGCCACGUCAGUGCAGAUGUUAAAGCCAGUGACUACCCGAGGCUGGCUAUAGGGUCACACAUAGCGGCAGAGCUGAGAGAAGCCAUCCACAGCAAACUGGGCCUGACUGGUUGUGCUGGCAUUGCCCCAAACAAGCUUCUGGCCAAACUGGUGUGUGGCACUUUCAAACCCAAUCAGCAAACCACCCUGCUGCCGCAGAACCACGGCGACAUCAUGGGCAGCCUGAGCAGUCUCCGCAAAGUACCAGGGGUGGGUCACCAAACUGCUAAAAGACUUCAAGCCCUGGGAUUGGUCAGCAUCCAAAACUUGCAGCUCUUCCCGUUGAAUGACUUGGCGAGAGAGUUUGGAGGUCCCAGUGCUCAGCGCUUGAAGAAUCUGGCCAUGGGUGUCGAUGACUCCCCUGUCACCCCGACUGGGGCCCCUCAGUCUCUCAGUGAUGAAGACUCCUUCAAAAAAAUCUCAUCAGCUAAAGAUGUUUUGGAAAAGAUUCAACAACUCCUGAGCAGUCUGGUGGAAAGGAUGAACAAAGAUGGCAGACAGCCUCAAACCUUCCGGCUCACCAUCCGUAGGUACUCGGCGACCAACAAGUGGUUCAGUCGUGAGAGCCGGCAGUGUCCGAUCCCCAACCACGUGGGACAGAAGAUCACGUCUGGCGACAGUGAUGAUGCUGUGGUCCAGCUGGUCCAGUUGGCCAUGAAGCUCUUCCACAAGAUGGUGGACAGCAGGGCCGCCUUCCACCUCACGCUCAUGAACGUCUGCUUCAGUAACCUGCAGAGCAGGGGGGCUGCCGUCAGCGGAAAGGGCUCCAUAACCUCUUUCUUCACACAUGGCACGUCUCCGGGAAAAGCACCGAUCUGCUCUUCACAAAGCCAGAAUGAUUCCUCUCAGAGUCACCGCAGGCAUCAUCAGUUCAGCAUGCACAACAUGGUUGCACAACACAACCCGCAAAUGACAGUGACCGCAGAAAGCGCCUGUAGCGCUGAGGCGGCAUUACAUGGAUCCAGACGGAAACAAAGCUCCGUUGUAGCUGAUGAGGACCCCCCACUUCAGUCGGGAUGCAGCACAGCAAGGACAAACCCCGAGGAAACAGGCAACACUGUGACACGUCGAUUACCCUCAAAUUUUGACCCAGACGUGUUCGAGCAUCUCCCGCAGGAUAUCCAGAAGGAACUCUUAUCUCCCGCCUACGUAAACUCCAUUCCCAGCACUUCCAUCAGCUCCUUGUCCCCAACUGCCGAACUGGAUCCAUCUUACAGAGUGGCCACAGCGAAUCACCACAGGCCUGUGGUCCCAAGUGCAUCUCUGCUCGCAGAAGAAGGGAGACUGUCAUUACCCCGGUCUCCUGACUGCAAAUUCCCGGGAAAUGUGGACCCUGAGGUCUUUUCUGAGCUUCCGCCGGACGUUCAAAAGGAAUUGAUGUCGGAGUGGAAGCAGCAGAAGUCGGUCCUGAAGACCUCGUCAUCCAUGAAACCAGGGAGAAGCCUAAUGACCAAAGACAGAAAGGCUGCAGGGAAAGGCGGUCAGACAAACAGUCUGCUGAAGUAUUUCAAGCCCAGUUAGAGAGGAAACCUGCAAGUUACCUCCACUGAAGUUAAUAUACUGUAUGACACAACAUGUUAAUUCUCUUAAAGGAAAAAAAUGAAUAUCCUUGAUUAUCCGUGUUGAAUUGUUCUUGAUAUAUAGACAGGGAGUGAUCAGAAUAAAAAGCAGUUCUCUAA
Scophthalmus maximus (turbot) is the source of this 2356-nucleotide messenger RNA. It is a transcript of the gene poli, whose product is annotated as polymerase (DNA directed) iota. NCBI's taxonomy places the organism in Eukaryota, Metazoa, Chordata, Actinopteri, Pleuronectiformes, Scophthalmidae. The record is from RefSeq and is a predicted model, not a curated record. Gene Ontology annotation, biological process: translesion synthesis. The transcript has 10 exons. The coding region runs from base 117 to 2198 and encodes 693 amino acids. Gene Ontology annotation, molecular function: damaged DNA binding; DNA-directed DNA polymerase activity.